This is a messenger RNA of Antrostomus carolinensis (chuck-will's-widow), 963 nucleotides long. RefSeq names its product UDP-N-acetylglucosamine transporter. Gene Ontology annotation, biological process: pyrimidine nucleotide-sugar transmembrane transport. The transcript is spliced from 3 exons. NCBI's taxonomy places the organism in Eukaryota, Metazoa, Chordata, Aves, Caprimulgiformes, Caprimulgidae. The coding region runs from base 29 to 346 and encodes 105 amino acids. Gene Ontology annotation, cellular component: Golgi membrane. Gene Ontology annotation, molecular function: pyrimidine nucleotide-sugar transmembrane transporter activity. The record is from RefSeq and is a predicted model, not a curated record.
AGGAUUUUUUGGUAGCAUAUUUGGACUGAUGGGUGUAUACAUUUAUGAUGGAGAGCAACUGUCAAAGAAUGGAUUUUUUCAAGGAUACAAUAAACUUACUUGGAUAGUUGUUGUUCUACAGGCACUUGGAGGGCUGGUGAUUGCUGCUGUUAUAAAAUAUGCAGACAACAUUUUAAAGGGAUUUGCAACUUCUCUCUCCAUUAUACUGUCAACAUUGAUCUCCUAUUUCUGGCUGCAAGAUUUUGUCCCUACAAGUGUCUUUUUCUUCGGAGCCGUCCUUGUAAUAGCAGCUACUUUCCUAUACGGUUAUGAUCCCAAACCUGCAGGAAAUCCUAUUAAGGCAUAGCAGACUUCCUCAUCAACCUGCUGCUCAAGAUCAUGCACUGGGGGCCUUGCUAACGGUGGCAUGGGGAAAGUGUCAUUGGGCACUGCAAGGAAAGGAUUACUACCCUGAAUCUGUUGAAGAAACGCUUAUGAGUAGUUUUGAACAGCCAGAGGGAUUAAAGGUGGAUGAUGAUACUGUCUGUAACUGAUGAGGAAAAAAAAAAACAAUAAAAAAAAGGCAGCAAGGGAAUGUCCCGUGCAACUUGCUAAUAAAAACUUGAAAGGAACAAAAAGUUUCCAAGAAACUGCAAUUAGGAAUGUUUACAGCUUUUACUGGGAUUGCAUCAAAGGAAUUUACUGUAUUGACUGCUGCAUACGUCCUAUGCACUCUUUGAAAGAGCACAUGACAAUAAUGUCAGAUUGUAUGUUUUUGCAAUUUGACUCUAUUUAAUCUUAGUAAAUAUGUUUUUAACUAUUUGUCUAUUUACAAGAAAUCAGCUGAAUACACAUCUUAGUCCUAAAGUGAUGGUUCUAAUUAGGUAUUCUGUAUUAAAACUGUGAAGAUUGAAGUAUGAUUGAAAGACACUUUCACAAUAUCAAGUAUUUUUAUAUUUUUAGAAGGCUGAUUUAAUAACAGAA